AGUACGUUUCACAGGAUUCAGGCCUAGUAGUAUUGCCGCUGGGACUUUGCUCAUCCGCUUUCAAAAAAUUGGAAAUUGGCACAUUUAAACGCCAAAAUGAACGGGUUGAGGGUCAGUUUUGCGGUGGGCGACACCGGAAUGGGAGGAACCAUGCCAGCAUGAGUGGGCCUUAUGCAGGCCCUGGCAGGAAGACUCAUCAGUCCAACCGCCCUUUGACCCCUGGCUGUGACCUCUCCAUCCACUCUUGCUCCUCUAGACACCAUGAUCACAGGGUCAGCCUAACCAUGUCUGCUGCCGCCUCCUCCCUCAAGCAUGCAUCCGUCUAUGGGUUCACACAAAGGGACCACUCUUCCUCCUCCUCCUCUUCCUCCUACAGUCCUCUUAGGAGGCUGCAGCAUCUGACCACCAUGGUAAGCCAGCCUGACCUGGUCCUGCCGGUGAGGGAGCCAGAGAGGAGCUGGGAGUGGGGGCCACAUAAGAAGAAGAGGGGGAAGGAGAUGGAGAGGGACUCCUGGGCUGAUUGCACUAGCAGGGAUUAUUCUGGCAACCACAAUAAAAGCAGGGAGGAGCGCUCUGGUAAGUGUUCUGCUGGACAAAAAAAACCCAAGGUCCAAACUGGAAGUAGAGAUGCACCAGCAGCCAUCCGGAGCGGUCCUGUCACCUCAGAGAAAAAGACAAAAGUUUGUUUCUCAGGCCCGCCUAGCCCGGCCUUCUCCCUCGAUAGCAACAGCCCCUUCGCUAAUGGCUUCCUCCAUUUUGAAUCUUCCUUAUUUGAGGAUGACGAUACUGACAAAGUGCGAGAGACGGAGUCACCUAUGGGAGGCUCGCAGGACAAACCUAAGAGGGCAGGGAAUGUUCUUCAGUCCACUCCUGGACACUUAAACUCGGACUCUAAGGAUGCUACGCUGUCGUCAGCCAAAGUCGUCACCCGGUCCCAGUCCUCGGGUCAACGGAGAAGAUACUGGGACGGCUCGGAUGAUGAGUGGGAGAGCGACACCGAUCUGUUCCUGUAUGUGGAAAGUCCCCCAAGGCAUUCAAUGAACAGCCUGAAGAAAAAGUCUUUGCCACCUGUGAAGUUUGUAGAGGGUGAGGUUAUUUGGGCAAAGUUCAGCCGAAGACCAUGGUGGCCCUGUGAGGUGAUCAUUGACCCUGCACAGGGAAUCUACCACAGAGUGAAAGAGCCCAGUGACCGGCCAUGUCGGCUCUACCAUGUCAGGACCUUUGGUGAGCCCGUGGAGCUUGUCUGGGUGGAGGAAAAAUCAACUCACACUUUCCAUGGAGGCUUUGAAUUUGAACAGCUCCCCCUACUGCGUCGGAGGGGGAAGCAAAGGGAGCAGAACCACAAAUACACUAUUGUUAAACGUUUUCAGGACUCCUGGAAAUCCAGUGUGGAAGAAGCUGAAUCUGUUCUCCCAGAGAGACCCAAAAUGGCUAUUUCUGCAUCAAUAGAUGAUGCCUUCCAUGACAUUUCCACAAUGGAGAGAGAUAACAAGGCCCAUCCAACCUUUCCUCCCUCCACUUCACCUGUCUGCGCCCUGCCUGAGACAUCACUCAUUACCAAUGGAUCCAUUUCAUCUCCAGAUAUCUCAUCCCCAAUAACAACUCCAGCAAAGCCAAGCACUUUAAGGAAAUCUUCUUGCAAGAGGAAACCAAGUAAAUCGUCAAAAGAAGUGAAUAGUAAACACUCUAAAAAGACAUUGCCGACUAGCCCUGACCAGUCACGUAGAGACAAUGGAGAGUGCCCAUAUUCUGACCUCGACUCAGUCCCUAAGAUUUUGUGUCCUAAAGCACUUGAACGUCAGUCUAAGCUAGUUCCGACUCAGCCAUCUGUUACGACUGUCAAAGAGGUAAAGAAACAGCCAGAGAUUCAGAGUGGUCUUUGGUUCAGUAAAUCUGGCAAAGACAGGCGACCUAAAACAACCAGUCCAAUGCCAGACCGCACUCUCUUUAGCAAGGUGUCCUGUAAGAAAAAGUCUGUUGUUUGUAAAAAAAUGCUGGUUACAAGUGUCUCCUCUAGUGGUGGGCCCAGUGACCAGUCAGGGUUGUCAGACAACCAUAAGACUCUGGUACCUCCUGAAGCAAUACUGCCCCCUGAACAGUCAGGACUUUUGAACUGUAAAAACACCCCAGUUGCUAAUAGGUCUUUUGGUUCAACUACUGACAAGCCAAGACUGUCAGACAAGCAGAAGUCCCCGGUUUCUGUUGAGACUGGUGUACCCUCUGACAAGUGUGGAUACUCAAAGUAUAGACAGACACCCAGUAAUACAACUGAUGCUGUUAUUGGCACACUGUCUGACCAGUUUGGUGGCUCAGAUGUUAAAAAGGCCUUAGAGCCCAGCAUGAAAGUUGGUUUCAAUGACCAAUCCAGGUUUUCAGAAAGUGUAAAGAGUGUCAGUCGAACUGAACAUCCUGCCAUGAUGGCUAAUAAAAAGGUCAAUGUAAUUGACAGAAUUUCAGAUCAAGUAGAAGAAAAAGAAAGUAACAAAACUUCAGUGUCCAGUUUAAAUGCUGACACUACUGACCCAUUAGCAGGUGUAGAAAAGAAAACAAGUCUGGUCUCUAAGUGUAGGCUGCCCUUUGUUAAAUUAAUACGCAAGGACAUUAAGAGUAAGAAGUUGCUAAACUCUGGUGUAACCAUCAGUCCAACUGACCAACCUGGAUGCAAAAAGAAUGAAAAGACAACAGAUAAUAAAAGGACUAAAAUUUCCUCUAAACAAUCAGACUGGGUAGAUGGCAAAAAAAAUAUCUCCUUAGAUCAGGCAUUAAGUUCAGAAUCCAUAAAGGUCUCAGUUGUGAAGUUAAAAGCAAGCAGUGGAAAUGGUAUGCUACGUCUCUCAUCAGAAUCAUCACAAGGGAAAACUGUCUUGGCUUCAAAUGUGGCAAGUGUGUCUGCUGAUGAGUUAGGUAGCCUAGAAGAAGAAAGGGUACCAGUUUUAAAUGUAAGCCCAAGCAAUGUGACGUACCCAUCCUCUAAUCAGUCAGACCAGUCAGGAAGUAAGAACGUUCCUGCCUCCAGUGUAACAAGCAUGUCCUCUGACCAGUUAGGCAGCUCAACGCAAAGAAUAACUUGUGACACCAGUACAUCUUAUAAUACAACUCUGCCUUCUCGCCAGCAAGGGAAUUCGGUAUCUAGGAAUGCUCAUGUUUCUGAUGGGCUGUCGUCUGAGAAAUCCAAGAAAGUUGUCCACAAAUCAAAGCAGGUUCUAGUUGAUGUGAAUAAAGUCAUGAAUGAGCAGCCUGCCCACCUCCCAGCCAGCAGUCGGCUGAUGACCAGAGCCCUGAAGGCCAUGCAGGAGGCACAGCAGAAGAAGCAGCAAAAAGCCCAAAAGGAGCCUGAGCAGAAAGAACCCUUAAAUCCAUUCAGAAAAGCUGAAGACCUUGUGUGUCACUCUGAGCGCAACUCCACUAGGAAUCCGAAGACCAAACUGGACUUUUGCACUAAAAUAAAAUCUCAUAAAUCGCAUUGUAAUGACAAUGGUGAAAAUGAUCAGGACACAUUUUCUAGCUGUAGCCCCCCUUUGAUGUUUUCUGCUUCAACUGACUUUGAAGCUUAUGUCAAGAGCGAAGAUGAAGACCUUUCAAUAUCCUCAACUCCACCAAUGGACUUCAUACCCCUUACUUCUAAGGUAAAGGCAAAGAAGGAGGAUCAUUCCUCUGACAAAUGCUCCUCAUCCUCACCCUCCUCACCAUUUUCUUUUAUGAAUGCCUUUAAAAAUGUGGAGGAGGUAUCCUUCCAGUCCCUGAUUAAUGAGGGCGAAGGUAAACCCAUUUCUUUCAAACCAGACACAAACUACAAGUUCAGCACUUUUCUCAUGAUGCUGAAAGAUUUGCAUGACACUAGAGAGCGAGAAGGGGCCCCCUUAGAACUGGAGAUUGGGCCGCCAAGUGCACAUGUUAGGGAGGAGCCCUUAGUGAUGCCUGGGGAGACUAAACCCACAGGACAAGAUCAACAAAAUGAACAUGUUAAUAAGAAUUCAAAUUCAAGUCCAGACAAAAUCAUAAUCGCACACAGUGAAGACAGCACAAGUCAAACGUCGAAGAGGCCCUAUAACAGAAGGGGCAACUGCACCAGAGUGAAAAAGAAAGCCAACCGCAAAGUGCCUUUUCGUACUGCCAGGUCCAGGUCUGGACCUGGUUUUCCAGGACUGGAAUCCACGCCAGGAAUGGCAUCCUUACCAACAAUGGACUCUUCAUCAGGAGUAUAUUGCUCAUCAAGAGUUCAGUCCCUCUUGGGCAUGCAUGCCAGCAGCUGGGAGAGGCAGGCUGCAGGUGGUGAAGGAGUGGUUCACGAGGAGGAGGAGAAGUGGAGCAGAGUAAAUGGGAAUCUUCAGAACAUGGUGCCUAUGGAGCAGCGGGGGUCUGAUACUACGCUGUGUCUGGGACAGCAAAAUGGCCUUGUUACAGACUGCACUGAGACUAACACAAGCUUGACGCACAAUGCUGGAGGACACGACAAGGCUCCAACAGCACAUAAACGAAUAAGAAAACCAAGCAAGAGGCUGAUUGAAUGGACUGAAGAGUACGAUCAGAUUUUCUCCACAAGGAAGAAAACCAAAAAGCCUCUCCAGUCGAUUGGAAAGGCCACUCAACCCAUUACCUCCACGUCUGAACCCUCGGGAUCGGACAAGAACGCACAUGACCACCCAUCCUUGAACUUACUUCCAGAAAUACAGACACCACCUCCUGAGGACGGUGGUGUCUGUAUUUCUGCAACAGUGCCCUCUGAACUACAAACUCCCAGCACUGAAAACACAUCUCCCCAAGAUGCAUCGGUGCUUUCCAUCGACACACUAACCCCUCCUCCUGAAGCUGAGCCUACGCUGUCAGAAGGCCUCGUCAAAGACAACGGAAACGCUCCUCUGCUGGAGAAGAAACGGAAGAGGAAACCCACUCAGAAGAUCCUGGAGUACUGUCUGGAGGCAGAGGCUUCAACAGGCCCCAAGAAGAAGGUCAAAACACUGAAGAACAAUUCAAACCCUGCCCCUCAAUCAGAUUCAGGGCCACCAUCUUUAAAAUCGAAGAGUAAGCAGCUUACAGCAUCCACCUCCACACCGACAACCCCAGAGGUUUCCACCUGUAUGCCCACGCCCUCCAUUCAGACCAAUCUCACUCCCAGCACUCCUGCACCCGCCACUGCUGCGCUAGCUCCGCCCAAACCCGGGCAGGCAGAGACGGCAUCAGCAGACGUCGAUGCUCCUCAGCCAGAGGACUGUAAGGCUCAGGAGGUCAAAAAGGACACAGCGGAGUCAGAGGGCGACCCAUCCAGUUUGGACCACGGCUUCUCCUCCAUGAAGGACGACUUGUCGCUGUGCGAUGACCCACGUUUACCUUCAAGGAAGAUCAUAGGGGACCGAGGAGGCCCUGCCUCCACGAAGGAGAACAUAUGUCAGGUAUGUGAAAAGACAGGGGAGCUGCUGCUCUGUGAUGGUCAGUGCUGCGGAGCCUUCCACCUGCCCUGUAUCUCACUGGCCGAGGCACCGAAAGGGAAGUUUGUCUGUCCUGAGUGCAAAUCAGGCAUCCACACCUGCUUUGUAUGUAAAAAGCGCAGUGAGGAUGUGCGGCGCUGUAUGAUCCCUGUGUGUGGGAAGUUCUACCAUGGGGAGUGUAUCACCAACUACCCCCCGACUGCACCUGUGAGCCGAGGUUUCCGCUGCUCGAUCCACGUCUGUCUCACCUGCUUCAUUGCCAAUCCCAACAGUUCGUCCAUCUCUAAAGGUCGUCUGGUACGGUGCGUGCGCUGCCCGGUGGCCUAUCAUGCCACAGACCUCUGCAUGGCAGCAGGCAGUGUUGUCCUCUCAAACAACAGCAUCAUCUGUCCCAACCACUUCACCCCCCGUCGCGGCGUCAAGAACCAUGAACACGUCAACGUCAGCUGGUGCUUCGUCUGCACAGAGGGGGGAAGUCUGUUGUGCUGCGAGUCCUGUCCUGCUGCCUUCCACCGGGAGUGUCUGAACAUUGAGAUGCCUAAAGGCAGCUGGUACUGCAAUGACUGCAAGGCUGGGAAGAAACCUCACUACAAAGACAUCCUCUGGGUGAAAGUUGGGCGGUACAGGUGGUGGCCAGCGGAGGUCAGCCAUCCCAAAACAAUCCCAGAGAACAUCCAGCGGAUGAGGCAUGAUGUCGGGGAGUUCCCUGUCCACUUCUUUGGCUCCAACGACUACUUGUGGACCUACCAGGCCAGAGUCUUCCCUUAUAUGGAUGUGGACGCCAACAGCAAAGAAAAGAUGGGGAAAGGUGUUGAUGCAACCUACAAGAAAGCUUUGGAGGAGGCGGCUGUGAGAUUUCGAGAACUGCAGGCGGAGAAGGAGCUUCGGCAGCUUCAAGAGGACAGGAAGAACGACAGGAAGCCACCUCCCUACAAACAUAUCAAGGUGAAUCGACCAAUAGGAAAGGUUCAGAUCUUUACGGCUGACCUAUCAGAGAUCCCACGCUGUAACUGUAAGGCGACAGAUGAGAGCCCGUGUGGGAUGGACUCGGAGUGCAUCAACCGCAUGCUGCUGUACGAAUGCCACCCACAGGUUUGCCCGGCGGGUGAACGGUGCCUCAACCAGGCGUUCACCAAGCGUCAAUACAGCCAGGUGGAGAUCUUCAGGACGCUGUCCCGAGGCUGGGGUCUCCGCUGUGUCCAUGACAUCAAGAAGGGUCAGUUUGUGAGUGAGUACGUCGGGGAGGUGAUCGACGAGGAGGAGUGCAGGUCAAGGAUCAGACACGCACAAGAGAACGACAUCUGUAACUUCUACAUGUUAACUCUGGACAAGGACCGGAUCAUUGAUGCUGGGCCGAAGGGGAACGAGGCUCGCUUCAUGAACCACAGCUGUCAGCCAAACUGCGAGACCCAGAAGUGGACGGUGAGCGGAGACACCCGGGUGGGACUGUUUGCUCUCGUCGACGUUGCUGCAGGCACAGAGCUUACCUUCAACUACAACCUGGAGUGUUUGGGGAACGGGAAGACCGUCUGUAAAUGUGGAGCACCGAACUGCAGCGGCUUCCUGGGCGUCAGGCCAAAGAACAACCCUCCAUCUGACGACAAAGGUCGGAAGCUGAAGAGGAGAGGCCAUGGCAAGAAGAAGAAAAAGGUGGUGGUGACCAAAGAAAGAGAGGACGAGUGUUUCAGCUGCGGGGACGGAGGACAGAUGGUUUCCUGUAAGAGACCUGGAUGUCCUAAAGUUUACCACGCCGACUGCCUCAACCUCACCAAGAGGCCUGCAGGUCGAUGGGAAUGUCCGUGGCACCAGUGCGACAUAUGCGGUAAAGAGGCGGCGUCCUUCUGUGAGAUGUGUCCCAGUUCUUACUGCUGCCAGCACCGCGACGGCCUGCUCUUCAUCUCCAAGUUGGACGGCAAGCUGUCCUGCAGUGAACACGACCCCUGUGGGCCAGAACCACUCGAGCCGGGGGAAAUCCGGGAGUACACUCCCAAACCCAGAGCCCUGACCCCGGGGCUGGGCAUGGCCGUCAUCCCCUCUGCUGCUUCUAACACGACCACCAGUCUGAACCCGACCACCAGGAGGGUCCAGGAGAUCAGCGCCGGCGCUGGCAUGUGUGCUUCCGAGUCAUUUCCUGCUUUUUCCAUCCCGGUACCAAUCACCAUUCCUGUCACCGCUCCUGCCGCCUCACCUCCCCCCGGCAACUCUGAUGCUCCCAGCAGCCCGCAGGUGUUCGACCUCCCGCACUACUCGCCCAUCUCUUCGUAUGAGGAGGAGAGGGAUGUCUUGGAAGAGGAAGAGGAAGAGGAGGAGGAGCUGGCAGAAGUGGAGGAGGAGUUAGUGGAAGAGGGUGAGGUGGGGAGGCAAAAAUCAGAUCCUCAUGAAGAGGAUGGAGAGGCGGUGGUGGAGGAGGUCGGGCUGGAAUACCUGGAGAUCAAAGGGGAGGAGGACGAGGACGAGGACGAGGACGAGGAGGAGGAGGAGGAAGAGGAAGAGGAAGAGGAGUGACAUACAGUGGAUUAUUAUUUAUAGUGGCACAGAACAUGAAGGCAGAGCAGGCAGUCGGGCAACAAGACAUCACAGUCACGGCAAUGGGGAAACAAAUCGCGAUCGACCAAUCACAUUACAGAAGUAGCGUAGUCUGUCACUGUUUGUAUCCGGUGAGUGGGUGCGUGUAUGGAGGAAUUUUUAGGACUAAACUAAAUCAGUACAUAAAUAAAUUUAGACGUUCAUACAACAAAUAAGCAGCAUAAAUACUGUAUAGAAUGAUAUAUAUGUAGACAGAUAUUCAGCAAUUUCACUAAUUAUUUAAGGAUUUUUUGGUUUUAGUUUUAUCCUAUUAAUCGCUCCAUAUUCCCUGACCUUUGUACACACUUGGUGUAGAAACGGUUCAUGACACAGUGACUUUGCACAAACUGGCUGCACCUUCAUAUGGGAGAUCUGACAAAGAAAAAUCCGUAACUGCUACGUAAAACUUGGCAUUUUGUAAACAUAUUUCACUCCGAUAUACUUGUUUUCUCACAUUUUGACCAGUUUCCCUUGUUGGUUUGUUUUGGUAUUUCUUCGAGUAGUAGUUCAGGUGUCAUACAUGUGAGCGAGUUGACCUGCAAAAGCUUAAUGUAGUUGGAGACAAUUAUUGUAUCUGGUGUGUAGGUGUUUAAUGCAAGAAAAGACUACACUGUAGCUUCCCGUCAGGGCGGGGCUUAACUCUUCAGCAUCCUGGGACACGAUGAUGACAAACAGAGUCACAGCAGCGAUCAGUCUGGUAAAUGACUUCUACUCCAGUUACAUUGGCAGAUUGCAUCGCUGCAGUUGGAAGAUUGCUGUGGUUACAAACAGUGCCAGAAAAAAACAUGAUUGUGUCUGUAAUUGUGUAAUAAACCAGUUUCAGUCUGGUUGUGCUUUCAGACGUGAACUUUGCUCCAAAAGAAACAUAUUCAGCCUCUGCUGGACUGAAAUUUUGACGGUGUGGUGAGUGGACUUGGUUUGGCGAGGUGUAAUUGGGAUUUUACUGGACACAUACUGCUGGCGAAGUCACCUGCCGCAGCCACCUGAAUCAACUUCCAUCCCGGACAGACGACCUGAGACACAAAGAGUCGUCGCUCCAGUCUAACUCCAGUCUCCCCUUCGUCUCCAGUUCUUGACGCCUCAGAUGGAUGAUUCGAAAUCAGAGCAUCUGCGAAAAUGUGAAAGUGCCAGAUGAUUGGCUACCGGGUGUAGCCUUAACCAUGUGUUCACACAACAAGCGUUUGAGAAAAAGUGUCACUACAACUUUGUGGCUGUUGGUCACAGAUGUUGAAAUACAUACAGUCUCAUGGAAUAAAAUCUUUUUUUUUUUUUCCCUUUUUAAAAAAAAACGCUGAUAGUAAUAGUUUUGGAUCGAAGCUGCCAAUAGCCAGUAACAGGAGGAAAUAUUCUCUAGACAAUUUAAUGCCAAAAAAAAAAGGAUCCUAAACUGACAGGGAUUCAGUGUUUGACUGAGACCAGUCUUCAUGUCAGGAUGGGAAAGACACAAAGAAAGUAUUUAUGCCAUCAUGGGACGCUAAAACUGUCAGAGAUAAAGGAACUAAUAGGUUAUUAAGCAGCUCCAUAAGUCAGGCUGAGGCAGGUCUGACUGCAAAGACUGAUGCUCCUGAAGCUGGUUGAGUGAAACGGGCAACACAAAACGAAAACCUGGUCCUGCCCAUGUGGUUGCUGGUGGCCUGGAUUCAGAGAUAGCACUAAGUUUGCUCAAGUGUGUAUGCUGUUUAUAUAUUAUUCUGUGACGCACAAAUGAUGACGAGGGAGAGUGGGGAUGUUAGCGCUCCCUCUCCUCGUUCUUGACUCUCCAUUGAGGGGAAACAAGGGGGAAGUCUUCAGUUGGACGACGAUAACGACGGACUCCUGCCAUGAUGCUUGCACUUCAGUAUGUGUUCUUGCCACAUGUGUUUCGCUCUGUCUUCAAGCUUAUAAUAUUGUCUGUGUGUUAUCUGCCAAUGCCUUAGAGUGUAUUUCUUUGGAGAUAUUUUUAAGGAAUGGUUUGGCACCUGUGAGAGCCAAGUUUCCCUACUAAUGCCUUUUUACAGUUGCCCAACAAGCAGUGUUUCAUUCCAGUGUAAUUAUGACCUGUUAGAUCUCAACCAUUGACCUGUUAACUGCUAUAUAAAUAUAUAAGAUGAA
Molecule: messenger RNA, 10082 nt
Organism: Xiphias gladius (swordfish)
Lineage: Eukaryota; Metazoa; Chordata; Actinopteri; Istiophoriformes; Xiphiidae
Gene: nsd1b
Product: nuclear receptor binding SET domain protein 1b
Exons: 24
Coding region: 159-7931 (2590 amino acids)
Biological process (GO): regulation of DNA-templated transcription
Cellular component (GO): nucleus; chromatin
Molecular function (GO): protein binding; histone H3K36 methyltransferase activity
Source: RefSeq, a predicted model, not a curated record